GGGAGUCUGAGGGUAACCUAGCAUCAGCCCUUAGUGAAGCGGCAGAUACGGAAGCCUGGGGCGUCCCCAAUUUAGAGUCCUCUAACCUUAGAGGCUUCCAGGUGACGUAUGUGCAGAUUUCGCCUUUCUGGUCAUUAUGCCAAUGGCCUUGAGCCAAAGUCCUUCAAAAGCCCUCCGGAUGGGUCAGGUCCUGGCUCCACAGAUUGCCUUUGGCAAGCCCGGGUGUGAACGGCCCCUGCCUAAGCCGUCCUGUCCUCAGGAGAGAACCUCUGCCCAGGGUUUCCUUCCCUGGAAGACCCUGGUGUUUUCCAAGGAGGGAGUCCAGACUUGCUCGAGGCUUCUGACUUCUGCUUGGCUCCAGGUGACUCCUGCUCAGGUCAUGUUGAUAUCUACUGAUCCAGCCGGCCCUGCCAGGUGACCAUGUCUGUCCUCGGCACAGUUCUUCUCCAGGUGUUCUGGGCUGGGUGUGUCGUCACCCUGCAGUCCCCUCUGCCAGCUGCGUUCACUGCCAAUGGCACGCAUCUACAACACUUGGCAAGGGACCCCACCACAGGCACUCUCUAUGUAGGGGCCACCAACGUCCUGUACCAGCUGAGCCCUGGGCUGCAGCUGGAAGCCGUGGUGUCCACAGGCCCUGUGAAUGAUAGCCGGGAUUGCCUGCCACCUGUCAUACCUGAUGAGUGUCCCCAAGCCCAGCCUACUAACAACCCUAACCAGCUGCUCCUGGUGAGCCCAGAGGCUCUGGUGGUGUGUGGGAGCGUUCACCAGGGCAUCUGUGAGCUACGGAGGCUGGGACAUAUCAGGCAGCUGCUGCUACGGCCAGAGCGACCUGGGGACACCCAGUAUGUGGCUGCAAAUGACCCUGCAGUCAGCACAGUGGGACUGGUGGCCCAGGGAUUGGCAGGGGAGCCCCUCCUGUUUGUGGGCCGGGGGUACACCAGCAGGGGCGUAGGGGGUGGGAUUCCUCCCAUUACAACCCGAGCCUUGCGACCACCAGACCCCCAAGCUGCCUUCUCUUAUGAAGAAACAGCCAAGCUGGCAGUGGGCCGCCUCUCCGAGUACAGCCACCACUUCGUGAGUGCCUUUGUACGUGGGGCCAGUGCCUACUUCCUGUUCUUGAGGCGAGACCUGAAGGCCCCUUCUAGAGCUUUCCGUGCCUAUGUGUCCCGAGUGUGCCUUCAGGACCAACAUUACUACUCUUACGUGGAACUGCCCCUGGCCUGCCAGGGCGGUCGCUACGGUCUUAUCCAGGCUGCAGCUGUAGCCACAUCCCAGGAGGUGGCCCGUGGGGAAGUACUCUUCGCAGCUUUCUCCUCGGUGGCUCCUCCCACUGUGGAUUGGCCGCUGUCAGCGUCUUCUGGGGCAUCUGGAACCUCUGUACUCUGUGCCUUCCCCCUGGAUGAGAUAGACCAGCUUGCUAAUCAUACUCGAGAUGCCUGUUACACCCGGGAAGGCCGUGCUGAGAACGGGACCAAGGUCGCUGACAUUGCAUAUGAUGUCCUUUCAGACUGUGCACAACUACCAGUGGACACCCCGGAUGCUUUUCCGUGUGGCUCGGACCACACACCCAGUCCCAUGGUCAGCUGUGUCCCUUUGGAAGCCACACCAAUUCUGGAGCUGCCAGGGGUUCAGCUAACAGCUGUGGCUGUCACCGUGGAGGACGGACAUACUAUUGCCUUCCUGGGUGACAGUCAAGGACAGUUGCAUAGGGUCUACUUAGGCCCUGGGAGGAGUGUUGCCCCGUACUCCAGACAGAGCAUCCAGCCGGGGUCUCCUGUGAACAGAGAUCUUACCUUUGAUGGUACCUUUGAGCAUCUCUACGUAGCAACUCAGACUACUCUUGUGAAGGUUCCAGUGGCCCCUUGUGCUCAGCACCUGGACUGUGACUCUUGCCUUGCUCACAGGGACCCGUAUUGCGGAUGGUGUGUGCUCCUGGGCAGGUGUAGUCGCCGGUCGGAGUGCACAAGGGCCCAGGGCUCAGAGCAGUGGCUGUGGAGCUUCCAGUCAGAACGGAGCUGUCUUCGAGUGGUGGCCGUGAGCCCUGCCAACAUCAGUCGGGAAGAGAAGAGGGAGGUUUUCCUGUCGGUGCCAGGUCUGCCAUCUCUCUGGCCCGGGGAGUCAUAUUUCUGCUACUUUGGAGACCGACAGAGCCCUGCUCUGCUGACCAGUUCUGGUGUGAUGUGUCCCUCCCCAGACCCUAGUGAGGCCCCAGUGCUGCAGAGAGGAGCCGACCAUAUCUCUGUGAAUGUGGAGCUCAGGUUUGGGGCUGUGGUGAUCGCCAGCACCUCCCUCUCCUUCUAUGACUGCAUGGCGGUUACUGAGUUUUCCCCGUCUGCACCGUGCCGGGCCUGUGUGAGCAGCCGCUGGGGCUGUAACUGGUGUGUGUGGCAGCAGCUGUGCACGCACAAGGCCUCAUGUGACGCUGGGCCUAUGGUGGCAAGCCAACAGAGCCCACUCCUCCCCCUAAUCCCUCCUUCAAGGGAUGCACUCACCCCUUUCCCACCCACAGUCCCCAAAGCCACAGUCACUCCUACUCCCAACAGCUUCCCAGUAGAGCCUAGGGCUCCCUCCACAGCCUCAGAUGUCCUACCCGGAGCCAAGCCAUCCCGGCUCAGCCUCUGGGGCCCGUGGGCAGGUCCUGGCCCCAUACUUUCCCCUACUUCCACAGAAUUACCUUUCCAUGAGAAGCCCCUCCCUCCCAACCUCCCUACCAUACCUGGAACCACUGUCCCCGCCCCCACUGGCUUGGAACCAUUGACCACACCUGAGGACCUCUUGGCCUCCUACCCAUUCCCCUCAGAUGCAGCCGCAGUGUCCCCUGCAGAGCCUGGCCCUGAGGCUCUGCCUUCCACCGUGGCUCUGGACCAGCCCCCUGGCACUGCUCCAGACACCACUUUCCCAGGGGCCACUGGCUCCAUGAAGCCCGUUCUGGAUUGGCUCACCAAAGGAGGCGGCGAGCUGCCCGAGGCGGAUGAGUGGAUGGGGGGUGACACGCCCGCCUUCUCCACUUCCACACUCCUCUCAGGUGAUGGAGACUCAGCAGAGCACGAGGGCCCUCCUGCCCCCCUCAUCCUCCUGUCCAGCCUCGACUACCAGUACGACACCCCCGGGCUCUGGGAGCUGGGAGAGGCGAAUCAGAGGGUGAGCUCCUGCCCCUGUGUGGAGACUGUCCAGGGCUCCUUGCUGAUACCUGUCCAUGUGGAACGCCAAGUCCAGCUUCGAGGCCGGAACCUGUGGCUCUUCCAGGAUGGCCCAAGGAGCAGUGAGUGCGUGCUAGAGCUGGAGGGUCUCGAGGUGGCCGUGGAGGCCCAGGUGGAGUGUGAACCACCUCCAGACACCUGGUGCCACGUAAAGUGCCAACAGCACCAGUUCAGCUAUGAAGCUCUGAAGCCAGAACUGCAGGUGGGGCUGUUCCUGCGAUGGGCGGGUGGUCUGCGCGUGGACAGUGCCGAUGGGCUGCAUGUGGUGUUAUAUGACUGCUCUGUGGGACAUGGGGACUGCAGCCGCUGCCAAACUGCCAUGCCUCAGUACGACUGUGUGUGGUGCGAGGGGGAGCGUCCGCGUUGUGUAGCCCGGGAAGCCUGUAACGAAGCGGAGACUGUGGCCACUCAGUGUCCCGCACCUCUCAUUCACUCGGUGGAGCCACUGACUGGACCUGUAGACGGAGGCACCCGAGUCACUAUCAGGGGCUCCAAUCUGGGCCAACACGUGCAGGAUGUCCUGGACAUGGUCAGAGUGGCUGGAGUGCCCUGUGCUGUGGAUGUUGGGGAGUACGAUGUCUCUAACAGUCUCGUGUGCAUCACUGGAUCCAGCGGGGAGGAGGUGACUGGCGCUGUGGCUGUGGAGGUGCCUGGAAGAGGACACGGUGUCUCAGAGUUCAGCUUUGCCUAUCAGGAUCCGAAAGUAAACUCCAUCUUCCCAGCCCGCGGCCCCAGAGCUGGAGGCACCCGCCUCACCCUGCAUGGCUCUAAGCUGCUGACUGGACGGCUAGAGGACAUUCGUGUGGUAGUUGGAGACCAGCCUUGCCACUUGCUCCUGGAGCAGCAGUCUGAGCAGCUACACUGUGAGACCGGCCCAUAUCCUGUGCCUGCCGAGCUUCCAGUGACUGUCUUGUUUGGGGCCACUGAGCGGAGGCUUCAGCACGGCCAAUUCAAGUAUACAUCAGACCCCAACAUCACCUCAGUGGGCCCCUCCAAGAGCUUCUUCAGUGGAGGACGCGAGAUAUGGGUCCGUGGCCAGAAUCUGGAUGUGGUACAGAUGCCAAGAAUCCGAGUGACUGUGGUCCCAAGAGUGCUACAGCAUGGCCAGGGGCUUGGACAGAAGCACCACGUGGUCCCUGAGAAAUUUGAGGAGCCCUGCCUUGUGAACUCCUCUCACCUCCUCCUGUGCCGCACACCUGCCCUCCCCGGCCCACCCCAGGACCCUGGGGUCCAGGUGGAGUUUGUCCUUGACAACAUGGUCUUUGACUUUGCUACACUGAGCCCCACACCCUUCUCCUACGAGGCUGAUCCCACCCUGCGUUCCCUCAACCCCGAGGAUCCCACCACACCGUUCCGGCACAAGCCAGGGAGUGUGUUCUCUGUGGAGGGGGAGAAUCUGGACCUCGCCAUGUCCAAGGAAGAGGUGGUGGCCAUGAUAGGAGACGGGCCCUGCGUGGUAAAGACGCUGACCCGGCACCACCUGUACUGUGAGCCCCCUGUGGAACAGCCCCUGCCACACCACCACGCCCUCCGAGAGGCACCAGAUGCUUUGCCUGAAUUCACGGUACAGAUGGGGAACCUGCGCUUUUCCCUGGGUCACGUGCAGUAUGAUGGCGAGAGCCCCGUGGCUUUUCCUGUGGCAGCCCAAGUGGGCUUGGGAGUGGGCACGUCUCUCCUGGCUCUGGGUGUCAUCAUCAUUGUCCUCAUAUACAGGCGGAAGAGCAAGCAGGCCCUGAGGGACUAUAAGAAAGUGCAGAUCCAGCUGGAGAACCUGGAGAGCAGUGUCCGGGACCGCUGCAAGAAGGAGUUUACAGACCUCAUGACGGAGAUGACCGAUCUCACCAGUGACCUCCUUGGCAGUGGUAUUCCCUUCCUGGACUACAAAGUGUAUGCUGAGAGGGUCUUCUUCCCUGGGCACCGGGAGUCACCCUUGCACAGGGACCUCGGUGUGCCUGACAGCAGGCGACCCACUGUGGAACAGGGCCUGGGGCAGCUCUCCAACCUGCUAAACAGCAAGCUCUUCCUUACCAAGUUCAUCCACACACUGGAGAGUCAGCGUACCUUCUCUGCUCGGGACCGGGCCUACGUGGCGUCUCUGCUCACUGUUGCACUUCACGGGAAGCUUGAGUACUUCACGGACAUCCUCCGUACUCUACUCAGUGACCUGGUCGCCCAGUAUGUAGCCAAGAACCCCAAGCUGAUGCUGCGCAGGACAGAGACCGUGGUGGAGAAGCUGCUCACCAACUGGAUGUCCAUCUGCCUCUACACCUUCGUGAGGGACUCUGUAGGAGAGCCUCUGUACAUGCUCUUCAGAGGGAUUAAGCAUCAAGUGGACAAGGGUCCCGUGGACAGUGUGACUGGCAAAGCCAAAUAUACCCUGAAUGACAACCGCCUGCUCAGAGAGGAUGUGGAGUACCGUCCCCUGACCUUGAAUGCUCUUCUGGCUGUGGGGCCUGGGGCAGGAGAAGCCCAGGGUGUACCCGUGAAAGUCCUGGACUGCGACACCAUCUCCCAGGCCAAGGAGAAGAUGCUAGACCAGCUUUAUAAGGGAGUGCCUCUUGCCCAGCGGCCCGACUCUCGCACCUUGGAUGUUGAGUGGCGGUCUGGAGUGGCUGGGCACCUUAUCCUUUCUGAUGAGGAUGUCACUUCUGAACUCCAGGGUUUGUGGAGGCGUUUGAAUACGUUGCAGCAUUACAAGGUCCCAGAUGGAGCAACGGUGGCCCUUGUCCCCUGCCUCACCAAGCACAUUCUUAGGGAAAACCAGGAUUAUGUCCCUGGAGAACGGACCCCAAUGCUGGAGGAUGUAGAUGAGGGGGGCGUCCGGCCCUGGCACCUGGUAAAGCCUAGUGAUGAACCAGAGCCUCCCAGGCCGAGGAGGGGCAGCCUUCGGGGUGGGGAGCGUGAGCGAGCCAAGGCUAUCCCUGAAAUCUACCUGACACGCCUGCUGUCCAUGAAGGGCACACUGCAGAAGUUUGUGGAUGACCUGUUCCAGGUGAUUCUCAGCACCAGCCGCCCCGUGCCUCUGGCCGUGAAGUACUUCUUUGACCUGUUGGACGAGCAAGCUCAGCAGCAUGGCAUCUCUGAUCAGGACACUAUCCACAUCUGGAAGACCAACAGCCUGCCGCUGAGGUUCUGGGUCAACAUCCUCAAGAACCCGCAGUUUGUGUUCGAUGUGCAGACUUCAGAUAACAUGGACGCGGUGCUCCUGGUCAUUGCCCAGACCUUCAUGGACGCCUGCACCCUGGCCGACCACAAGCUGGGCCGGGAUUCUCCUAUCAACAAGCUUCUGUAUGCUCGAGAUAUUCCCCGUUACAAACAGAUGGUAGAAAGGUAUUAUGCAGACAUCAGGCAGACUGUCCCGGCCAGUGACCAAGAGAUGAACUCAGUCUUGGCGGAGCUGUCCCGGAACUGCUCUGCCGACCUUGGGGCGCGGGUAGCUCUGCACGAACUCUACAAGUAUAUCAACAAGUACUAUGACCAGAUCAUUACUGCCCUGGAGGAGGAUGGCACUGCCCAGAAGAUGCAGCUGGGCUACCGGCUCCAGCAGAUUGCUGCGGCUGUGGAGAACAAGGUCACAGACCUAUAGGGACCAGGGAGUCUGCGUCUGCUGUUGUCUCAGCGCCUCCUGGGCAGCCCUGGAGUCUCAAGGGAGAGGCCACCUUCGUAGAUGCCUGUAGUGACUGACAAGCAGAGUUUAAUGAAAGGUGGCUUCCAGUCUCCUGGUGGCGCCAGCUCACAGCCUCAGCCCCAUUGGACCUGCCUUGUAGGCCUGGGACCUAGUGGUUCAGUGGGUAGUGCCAGGCCUGCCCCAAGCCUCGUGGACUCUCUGACCUACUUCCUGGAUGACGUCAGCCUGCAGGGAGCUGGGGACUUAAGGUUUCCAGAGAAUGUCUGGUAGGCCCUCCAGGCCCCUGGGGAGACUGUACUGUUCUUGAGCACUGACCUGUGUCCCAUUGGGAAUCACAGAGGAAGGAAGAGGACACGCCCACUUCCUGUACUCUUCGUCCAUCCUCCUUCUCAAGUUUAGCUUCCUCUGUCCUUGUUCCCUGUUGUCAAUUCCAAGGCCUGAGAGAGGGGAAAAAUGCCUUUCUAGGCUGCUGCUGCCUCUGCAGGGUUGGUGCCUCAGGACCACUCUGUCUUCCAGGUGGCUGGUGGGGAGGGACAGCUGCCUCAGGGGAUCCUUGGGCGAGCAAUGUCCCCACUGAUGAUACAGCUCCUCACUAAAGGAUAACACACGGGACGGACUCACCAGCCCCUCCGCUAAGGUAGAGCUGGGAGCUGCUGGGAGACGUGGUCUCAUGCUCUGAAGGGUCCCCCGACCCCCGUGAAAGGCCCCAGUGAGGGCAGCAGCCUCUCUCUGGCUCCUAGGUAGGGUCUGCCACAGGCAACACUUCCCAGAAAGGAGAACUUGAAGCACAGUAUGGCUCAGGGAGAGGCGGGGCCUGAUGUGGGGCUCUGUCCUCCAUCUUUAAGGGGUCCACCUUGCUUACAGGUCAUGGUAACCUCUCCAUGUUUCAUGAAUUUUUAAAGGAAUUGGGGAAGCAUGGCGUUAUUAAAGGCAAUUCCAGGCAGUAUGGGUCUCAGGUCCGUGACCCUGCUUCUGGAUUCCAGUUUCCACAUUGCUGCCCAUGCCAAGGGACCUAAGUCGGGGCUCAGAGCCACCCACCUGCCUGUGUGGUGGCCACUUUGUGGUAUUUCCCUGAAGGAGCUGCAGGUGAGCUUCUGAGACCGUGGUACUGUGGUGCACUUGGCAGCUGGGCCAAAGCAGCCAGAGGUUAGAAUGCUGUGAGCUUCACCAGGCCAGGGUCAUAGUAUCCUCGAAAACUCUGCCUUGGCUUGCGUGUAGCCAGUGAUCCGGCUGCCCUCAAGGGCUUCCCUAAGGGUUUGGAGAGAUGGGCUGAUACAAUUCCAAGAGUCCCUUUUUGCUGUCCUUUAGAAUCUUUGUCUUUAAGAUAGCAGGAGCCAAAUUGGUUUUCAUGCUGGGGGUAAUCACAGUGGCUAUUUCUGUCAGAUCCCAUCUUCCCUGUGCCUGCCAGAUGGGGGAACCACAGUCAGUCCGUCAGCAGUCAGACCCUCAUUUGGGAGCUUGUGAACUUUAGUACUAAUGAUAGUUGUGUUAGUUCAGAUUUUACCCUUACUCAGAAUGGUUCUGCCUCACCCAGUGGCUGCUCUGGCCAACUAUGUUGUUGACAGUCUCAGAGAACAGGGCUGACGGGAAUGAAGUCUUGGCUAGACUUCAGACAGGUACAGGGAGGGAGGCACCUUAAGUCAACACGGCAGGGUUGGUGACAGAGACACACCUCUGCUCCAGGCUGGGGCUUCUGCAGUCUUUAGGAGUCCUCUGAGGAGGAAAGGGUUCCUAGAGAGGAAGGCCGUGUACCUGCGUGCUUGGGCGUGUGCUUGUGGGAUGGGCAAGCAUGGAACUGCUCUUAAUCAUGUCUUGCCCUCACAGAAGAUUGUGAUAGAAGAUGUCGCGAAAAUAAAAAUGUUACCACCUAAGAUAGGAAGCCAAGUGUUCACUCGGUUGCCAUGGCGAAGGAGCAAGGCCAGUGCCAACAGGACUUGGCCGUGGUCCACCUGGGGCCCGGCCAGUUUGAAUAUAGCCUGUUUAUAGCACAGUUUGAUCAGUCUUUCCCGCUUUUCGUUCCCAGGUUGCAAAGGUAUGCUCUCACUGUUUCCCACAAAACAUGUUAGUGUGUGAAGGCUAAGUUUCUCAUCUCCACACCACUUUAAAUGUUGGGGUGAUUGUCCAGGUGACUAGAUACAUAUUUUAAAAUUAUGAGACAGGGAUUCACUAUUUCUUCCUGGCUGGCCUGAAACUUGCUGUUUAGACCAGCGUGGCCUUGAACUCACAGUGCUCUGUCUCCUGAGCUUUGGAAUUAAAGGUGCGUGUCACCACACCCAGCACACUAUAUAAUUCAUUGUUCUUUUAAGAAAGGAAGGAAAUCUCCCUUUUUGUUGUUUUUUUUAAAGAUUUAUUUUAUGUGAGUACAGUGUCACUGUCUUCAGACACACCAAAAGAGGGCAUUGGAUCCCAUUACAGAUGGUUGUGAGCCACCAUGUGGUCACUGUGAAUUGAACUCAGGACCUCUUAGAAGAGCAGUCAGUGCUCUUAACCACUGAACGAUCUCUCCAGCCCUCAUUGUUUUUUGUUUUUUGUUUUUUUGUUUUUUGUUUUUUUGUUUUUUGUUUUUUAAACAGAAGGGUGCCUGUGGCUGUCCCAGCUGGGUCUGUGCUGAUUAGCUCUGAGAUCACUUGGGAAGUCACUCGGGACCCUGGCAAUGGGCACCAGCGCCCUAGGAGCACACUGACUGAGGCCUAGAGGGUCUGCACCAUGCCAGGACACAGCAGAGCUCUGCCUUGUCUUCUCUGUUGGCAAUAAAGCCUACAGUGUCUGCGUCAUCGGGGUCCUGUAGGAGAACACAUUAAAAAGCACACAUGCAAACCACCCAGGUCAGCUAAGGUGCAGGUUUGUGGCUUCAUCUCUCUUUCAGAGAACCUGUCUCAAAGAUAAAAGAGCUGGAAAAGCAGCUCAGAGGUUAAAAAGCACUUGCCCUUCCACAGGACCUGAGUUCAGUUCUCAGGUACCUGCUUGCAGUGGGGUCACAAUUGUAAUUCCAUUUCUGGGGGAUGUGAUGCCUUUUGGUCUCUGUCGGCAUUUACUACUGUAUACCUACUCUCCCAUGAUACAAAUGUAUCGUGAUUACAAGUCUGCAUGAAUUCUUAUAUCUAUAAAUAGACUUUUUGAGAAAGGGAGAGAAAACAGAGGCCUAGGCCAGCCUGGUUUUACAGUAAUCUUCCUACCUCAGCCUCCCAAAUGCUGAGAUUACAGCUCUGCCACCAGGCCUGGCUGAAUCUGCUUCCUGCUCGGCAGUACUGGGUGUUCUUACAGAGGACUGGUAUUUUAUCCCCACCACACAUGACAGUUCACUACUAUCCACAACUCCAAGCCCAGGAGAUCCAGCAUGCUCUUCUGGUCUCUGGACACCAGGCACACACAUGGCGCACAGAUAUACACGAAGGCAAAACAUUGAUUUCUGUUUGUUUUUGUUUUUCAAGAUAGGGUUUCUCUGUUUAGCUCUGUGUGCCCUGGAGCUCACUGUGUAAACCAGGCUGGCCUCAAACUCACAGAUCCACCUGCCUCUGCUUCCCCAGGGCACAAGCACUGCCCAGCUCAUUAAUUUUUAAAAAGUUUUCUGUUCUUGCUAGGCAUGGUGGUGCACACCUGUAAUCUGAGUACCUGGUAGGCCAGGGUAGGAGGAUCACUAACUUCAAGGCCAGCUUGGUCUACACAGUGAAUUCCAGGCCUCCAGGGGUGUAAAGAGAUCCUUUCUCAACAAACUCUUAAGGAUGAUAGUUUAUCUCAUCCCAUACUUACCAGAAAUUGAAGGAAAGGUAAUCAGUGUGAUAUUUGAAAGGAAAUAUCUUGGCUGCAAGAUGGGGUCCUCUUCACAAGUGCUAGGAUUAUCUGCCUGAGACCCAAUCCAUUGACCCAUUGGCUGUGAACUCCAGAGAACCUGCCAAUGUGCUGAUCUCCUGGUGACUGUGGUUUCUUACUGCCAUCUUCUGGCCAUAGUGAGGAACUGAGAUGCCCCCAAAGUGAAAAGGACUUUGCUGCUCUCCCAAAGUAGAGUCCUCGCACCCAUGUUAGGUGGCUGCAACCAUCUAACUACCGCUCCAGGAGAUGUUGAGGCCUUGGGCCUCUGUGAGCACCUGAUGUAGACACAUUGACCCAUAAUUGAAAAUAAUUAUAAUGGACUGUAGUGCUGAAGCUAAGCUCUCAAAUCUGGGUUGAGUGUGAGCUGUAUUUAAAGGCAGAAAAUGAUCGUGUAGCAGUGAGCGGCUAGUAGGACAACCAUCGUAGGUGUUCCCAGCAGGGGUGGUGAUUGCAAAGUGUUAGAAUGGUGCAAAGGAGUUGGCCAGAGGCCACUCACCCAUAGGGCGGGGCCAUGUUCGUACAGCCUGCAAUACUUGCUAAGCUGACACCCUGCCCUCAGCUCAGCCUUGUGAUUUGGUAAGUUGGUGGUGCCAGGUUACCUUGCUGCCACAGUGAGCAUUGGCCACCAGGAGGAUUAGGACCCCUCUUAUGGAGCCGUAUUCACCCCAAGCUUGACAGCCAGCCCCUCCAGACACAAGGCGUGAGCCCUGGAUGGGACAGUGAGCAGGGAGGAGACCUGGAUUCCAAUUCCACUCCCCUGAGUGACUGGGUAUCUUCAGGGAAGAGAAGCAGCAUUCUGGCACACAGCAGGAGCCAGAUGUUGGAUGUUACAUCUUAAGAUGGCAUCUGGAAAGAUAUAAUGGGGAAACAGGAAGUACUGAAUUGGUCUAGGUCCAGGCAGGGCUUUGAUGCCAUAAACCAGGGAAGAGGAGGUUGUCCAGAGCCUACUUAACAGAUGGUGGGCAUUAGGGAAACCAGUGGGGGUGGGGAGUGAAUUAGAGCUUUCCUCAGUCCAGAUCUCAAAGUAUCAGAGAUGCAGCAGCCGCCACCAACCUUGAGCUUGAAGGGACAAAGACCAGCAGCUAGGGUAUGUGGAAGACUGCAGCUGAAGGAGGGAUGACACCCAGGCACUGCAUCUUGGAGGAGGAGGAAGGUGGCUGCUACAAGGGGAUGCUGGGAAAUAACGACCCAGGCUGCUCUUCCCACUGGCCAGACUUCUUUCCAUUUUUCUGUAAGCUCCAGGGUAGGGAAGUCUUCCUGGCAUGGAGGUCAGCUCUGCAAUACCGAGCAGGGUGGAAAGCAGCAGGAAGGGCAAAUGGUCAGCAACCUGAGCACCUACUGUGCUCCCUCUCACACCAGCCCAUAAGUGUCUAGCAGGAUUUCUGUGUGAGGGCGUGGUUCCUGCCAGAGCAAGAAUUGGCUCCAAGCCGCCUGGCUUCGGGGACCCUCCCUUUGCCCCAUCCCUGGUUCUUGGGAGGAGCCACACAUUCUACCUGGAGAACCUGGGACAUUUCAACUUUCAGGCUGGUAGUGCCUCUGCCAUCUCUCCAGGCUGGGAUCCAAGUGUGACACCAAGCUUCAGGCUGUGGAAAACAAGUUCUCUGUCUACAGCUUCAUCUCAGGGCCAAAGACUUCAGUCAGAACAAGGCAUAGGCCACUCCAGAGAUGCAACAGCCAGCAUACCUGCCUGCCUCACACCCACGGAGGGACAUGGCAACAUUUGGAGACCCCUGUAGAGUGACACUUCCUCCCAGUCCAGGUUCCUCUUUGUGUCUGAAUGUAAUGGCACAUGUAUAUGUGAUAUGCACAUGUGUGCUUGGGUCACAGGGAAGCUCUGCCCUUGGAGGAAGUGUGCCCUGGUCAAAAGCCCCAUGGCCUCAGAGCAUAGAAAGUGGGCUUUCACUGCACAGUGCCCACACAGAGAGAACAGACUUCUCACCCUCUGCUUCCUCUCCUAUAAGUCAUUUCCUGACUACCUGCCAGAGAAGUCACCAUAGGAAAGCUGUUGCAUGUGUGGGACCCUGCUGACCGGCUGGCUCUCCAUGCCCAGAGGCCAGGCCUGCUGGGUGAUCCACUCCACACAGGUUUCGUGGAAGAAGAGGAGAAGAAGGGCAGAGAACACAAUCUGUAAGUUCCACACUCACCCUUCCUGUGGUGGAAGGUGGUAAUGGCAGAAACUUGGAGUCAGAGAGAGGACUUGGGUCCUUGCUGGGACUCAGUGUCUCCAUAACAAACUACAUAGAGAACCCUUCUACCAUUAGGGUCUUUCUGUCACUCAUUUUGUAACUGAAACAGAACAUUAAAAUCCAAUCUCAAUCUCUCUCUCUGCCACCCUCUGACUCCCCUCUCUGUCUCUGUCUGUCUGUGUCUCUCUGUCUCUUUGUCUCUGUCGCUGUCUCUGUCUCUGUCUCUCUUUCACUGCCCCCUUCCUCCAUAUGCCUGACUUCAUAUUUAAAUCCACUUGCUUUUUAGUUCAUUGUCAUCAGGUGAAGUAUGUGUGUGGUUUGGGGUUGGUUGGUUGGUUGAGACUUGUUUUUCGAGACAGGGUUUCUCUGUUUAGCCCUGGCUGUCCUGCAACUCACUCUGUACACCAGGCUGGCCUCAAACUCAGAGCCAAUCUAUCUGGCUCUGCUGGGACUAAAGGCGCACACACCACCAUUUUUUUUUUUUAAAAAUCACUGUGUUUGCUGAUCAAGAACAGGCCUCUGUGCAUUGACCUGAGCUCGCCUGCCUAUUGUGUAAUGUGCCAGGAACUAUGCACAAACCAUCAGUAAGAGUAACCCGAAGAAAUAACCAUAAAGACAAGAAUAAUCACUGUUUUGUUCUUGAGAUCUGCAGAACUGAAAAAAUAUGUGACCAGUUAUCAGGGUAACAUCUGUAUACCUGUCCACUGACUUCACACAUGGGAAGACACCCACCCACCCACCCUGUCUCCAGUCACCUGUUUCUAGAAAGUAAUCAGCUUCCUGGAAGCGUUAGCCUCUCACUGGCCAUGUUGUGACAUGCUAGCUCAUCAAUUAGUACAAUUCUUUGUCAUGCACCACCUUGUGCCUUACCUGGUUGGCUCUGUCAGACUCUAGGCAGAAUGUGCCACAGUGUGUCACAGCGCACCUGUGGUCAGAGAAAAACUUGAGAGAGUCAGUUCUCAUCUGCCACAUGGUUCUUCCGGCUCAAAAACACACACAAACCCACAAAUGCACAUCCGGCUUUAUAUUAAAUGGCUUCCUCAGUGGGACUUGGCACCUUUUUUCCACAGUGCCAAGGCAGAUCAAUAAAAUGAUUGGUUUAUAUUCACUUGUAAAACUCUGCUAUUGACUCUGGGCCCAAUGGCAGAACUGUAGGCUGACCCAAGCAAACUCACACAGCCUUGCCAGCACAGACAGCCCAAGGCCAGCACAGGUCUUACACCACAGUUACCCAAGCCACAUCAUUUGCUAUGGGGAGAAGAAUUUUCUGAGUACCACCCACACAGAGACCCCUGCCCUUAUGAUGUCCUUCUCAGAGUCCAAAUGGCCAAGGCAAGUCCAGGUGAGAUAGUUGCUAUGCUGUUCUAGUUGGAUUUCUCAGGCUCUGAUAAACACUAUGACCAAAAGUAACUUGACCAAAAUCUAACUAAGUAGCUAACUGCAAGUACCAGUUCUGGGGUCUGUAAAUACAGCCGGCAUUUCACACCACCCAUUUUGCCUUGUUCUGUUUGCUUGUUUGUUUCAAGACAGGGUUUCUUUGUAUAUCUGUCCCUGUCCUGACAUCCCUUUGUAGACCAGGCUGGCCUGAUUUCUGCCUGCCUCUGACACAUGAGUGCUGGGAUUAAAGGAGUGCACCAUCAUGACCAACUUACUUUGCCUUGUUUUUAAAAGUCGACUAUUGAUUUAAUUUCUAAUAUCCUCAAUGCUUUGAUCCACUGCUCUGUCCCAAGGCUAAUAGCCUUACAUGAAUCUAAUUUCUGGUCUUCCUGCUGUUGCCUUUAGUAUUAAAUUACUCAUACACAGUCUUCAUGUGGUAAAAACACACCACACACUGUCUUUAUAAAGAGUGGAGUGUGCACUGUUUAUUUUUAUAGUAUUCUGCAGUGCCAGCAAACCCAGACCACAAGUGCCACGAGAUACCAGAAAUAGGCAGACAAACCCAGGAUUCCAAAUUGCCAUCUACUGGGUACUUUCUUCUCAGCAGAAUCAUGUUUCUGGGUGGCAGCAAGACCAGUGGAUCCAUCAAAUGUAUGUGAACAGAAGGGAGCUUAUGGCGUGAGGACAAAAGCAAACACUUGCUCCUCUCAAGCUAAUUGCUAAGAUGUUGGGAGCGUCCCUCAGUUCUGGUACCGGGUGUGGGUGGCAAAACCUUGCUUAUCACUCUGAUGGGUUAGCUUCAUCAUAGCCCACUGGGAAACAGUGGGAGGGGACCUGACAGGAUUAUUCAGAAGUAAUUGUGGUUGCUGCAGCUGCAGUCAGGUCAAGGUGAAUCCCUCCAUUGCGAUAAUGUAACUGUAUGUGUAAAAGAACACAGAUGCAUCUGCAGUUCUAGGCAAAGUGUUCCUUUACAUCCCAAUUCACAGGAAAUCAACAGUCAGAAAAAUCAGGAACUUUUCUUUUGUCUUGCUUUUUUCAUGACAGGUUCUCUGUGUAGUCCUGGCUGUCCUGGAACUUGCUGUGUAGACCCUGGCCUCGAACUCACAGAGAUCCACCUGUCUCUGCAGUUUGAGUGUGGGGUUAAGGGCAGCACCACCCACAUCAGGAAAUGUAAAUGAACUCUCACUGCAGACUUUGUCAUCACUAAGGUGGAGGGGGUGACAUCUCAGCUGUCAGAGGGCAAAGGCACCUGAAACUGACCCUCAGGACUUGAGUUCUGUGCCCAGGACCCAUUUGGUAGAGGAGGGAAACCAGCACUGCAAAGCUGUCCUCUCUCUUCCACAGGUGUGCCAUGGCAAAAAUUAAUUUAAAAUAAUUUGUUAAUGAGACUGGAUAAAGGACCUAUGGAUUAAGUGCACACUAUUGUUCUAGAGGGUGUGAGUUCCUCUGCCUAUAAGAUUACAACCAUCUGUACCUACAGCUCCAGGGGGAUCUGUGUGUGAUAGGUACAGCCUCUGGGCUCCAGGGCACCUGUAAAUAGCACACCCUAGGAUAUGCCAACCCUACAUCUUCCACCCUCAAUAUCUUCUCUCCCCCCAGCGUACGUCAUUCUUUCCAGCGUCUGCCAUCCCCAACAUCUGCUCUCCCCCAGCAUAUGUAAUCCCUCUAUAUACAUAACUAAAAUAUUUUAAAAGAUUUUUUUGCUGUUGUUUAAUAAAAGACAAUCUAGUCAUA
Molecule: messenger RNA, 15935 nt
Organism: Apodemus sylvaticus (European woodmouse)
Lineage: Eukaryota; Metazoa; Chordata; Mammalia; Rodentia; Muridae
Gene: Plxnb1
Product: plexin B1
Exons: 38
Coding region: 421-6786 (2121 amino acids)
Biological process (GO): regulation of cell shape; regulation of cell migration; semaphorin-plexin signaling pathway involved in axon guidance
Cellular component (GO): semaphorin receptor complex
Molecular function (GO): protein binding; semaphorin receptor activity
Source: RefSeq, a predicted model, not a curated record